Vitis riparia (riverbank grape) is the source of this 3689-nucleotide messenger RNA. RefSeq names its product disease resistance protein RPP13-like. Bases 514 to 3330 code for a protein of 938 amino acids. The transcript is spliced from 3 exons. Gene Ontology annotation, molecular function: ADP binding. NCBI's taxonomy places the organism in Eukaryota, Viridiplantae, Streptophyta, Magnoliopsida, Vitales, Vitaceae. Gene Ontology annotation, biological process: defense response to other organism. The record is from RefSeq and is a predicted model, not a curated record.
UCUGCCUGCACCGACAUUUCUUGGAGGUUUCGUGGAGAUUACCAGACUCAUUCAUCUCCAUAGUCGUUCUUGGAACUUUCUUGGUGGAGGAAGAUUGUGGCAUCUGGAUGAGAUAAAUCAAAACCAAGCAGACUUCGUGGUCUCAGAACCAAAGAUUUCAUUUGUGUUGAUCCUUGAUUCCCAUGCAUACAACACAGGAGGAAGACAAGGAGAUGGACAAUGAGGUGGUGCUGAUCAAGCAGAUACAUGAAACAGAAGACAUCAUCGCAAACACCUUAUCCAGAUGCGAGAAGAUGGUGGACAAUGAGCUCGUGGAGUUGAGCAGCAUGACCAAGCGAUCUUCGGAAGAUUUGUUCAAAAGCGUUGCAUAGAGGGUUGUAGACAAACUCCUUUCUCUGCUCCAUCAACAACCAACUGCUUUGCUUGGAGUUGAAGAAGCGGUAGAAUGGAUUGAAAGAGAAGUGAGGGGAACUGGGGAUGGAGGGGGUUUUGAAUUCACCGAGGAAUUAGUAGAUGUUGCCUAUGAUGUGGAGGAUGAUGAUGAUGAUCAACUUCAUAAGAAGCCCCCGAUCUAGUGGUGAACUAUGUUCUUGUUCUUUGGACCCUCCGCAAGACAUUGAAGAAAUAGACUGGUCACAGAGGAGCUCAGCAUUUGAUCAGAAAAUAUCAAACACAGUUGUUUCACCUGUUAUAAAGAAAGUUACAGCUCUGCUAGAUCAGAGGGCACUUCCUACCAGAGUGAAGAAGUCGGCCAGACAGGUCCAAGACAAGUUCAGGUUGAUGAAUGAUUUCCUGAGAGAUUUAGAAUCAGUAGAAUUAGAUAAUAGAUGGAGGGUUUGGAUUGAUGAACUGUGCCAAGUAUGCCAUUCCACAGAGGAUGUCAUUGACCAAUUCCUCAACAGCAGAGAACAGAAAGGAAGAAGUUGGUUGGGAGCUCUGAGGAGAGAUGUUUUGGGUUUUGGCCAUUUGAUAGCUCAGCAUAAGUUUGUCAUGAAGAUGGACCAGAUAUCUGCCCAGAUCCUAGACCUCUCCAGUAGGAGGCCAGAACGAGCUCAUGGCCAUAGUCCAGUGCCAAGGUAUGCACCCCCAAUCCCACAACCCCCAACACAAGAACCACAACAGACACAAGAACUUGAUGUUAUUAACUUUGAUGAUGAUGUUCAUGCAAUCAUGACAUGGUUGCUCUCAGAUGAUACGAGUUUUUCUGUGAUUUCAAUUGUGGGUAUGCCAGGCAUUGGUAAGACAACACUAGCAAAGUCGAUCUAUAACAAUAAAGCUGUUGUGGAUCAUUUCCCAUUUCGUGCUUGGACGUCCGCAACCCAUGAGCAUAAUUCUUUCAGAGACAUAAUGGGAGAGCAUACUAACUACAGAGAAAUGACACUUGGAGGCGAGAGGUUCCUCAUAGAUCCUGAUGAUGCAGAAAUGGCACAUAAACUCAAUGCUUUCUUAACAGGCAAGAGGUACCUCAUAGUUCUUGAUGAUGCAUCCAGCACUAAUUUCUUGAAUCGAAUGGUGGAAGCUUUUCCAGAUGCAUCAAAUGGAAGUAGAGUGAUCUUGAUCAGUCGCUCGAGGAGUCUACCUUCAGAACUCGAAAGGAGGAGUGUUCAUCAUGCAGUUCGAUUACGAGGAAACGAUGAGAGCUGGACAUUGUUCACUCAUGCUUUGAAGGUAAACAUACCCCAACAACUGCAAACGCUUAGAAAGGAAAUUGUGAGAACAUGUGGAGGGUUGCCAAUGCUAAUUGUAAAAUUAGCAAAUAUGUUGUCACAGAAGGGUCUAACCAUUGAGGAGUGGUCCAAUGCACUUCAACAGCUCAAUCGUGACCAAGAACAGUUUUGGUCUUACCCCUUGUCCAGGAUCAGUAAGGAUUUACCCUUGUACACGCGGCAGUGUCUCUUUUACUUUGGUCUAUUUCCUCAAGAUUUUGAAAUCCCAGCAAGAAGAUUGACCGCAUUGUGGGUUGCAGAGGGUUUGGUGCAAGCAAAGGGUGAGGAUGAAGCUCCAGAAGAUGUUGCAGAGAGGUGCUUAAUACAGUUAAUAGCCGAGGGAAUGGUUCGAGUGACAAAGAAGAAGCGCAACGGGAACAUCAAAACUUGUUGCCUCCCUGGUGCCCUCCAACAAUGCUGGUUAUCAAAAGAUCUGAACGCCACAUUUCUUCAAAUUCAUACAAAAACAACAUCUCAUUUAUCCCCAAGCACUGGUAUGAUUCGUCGCCUUAUCGAUCACCUUGACAAAGAAGACAUCACCUUUGAUCAUAUCCAUGGUAAUCACAACAUAGAUUCUUCCUCUUUGCAACCUCUCUAUCGAGGAGUUGUCUCUCUUUUAUCAUUUGAUACUCGAGAAGGAAACAAACCAGGAGAAGACAUAGGAAACUUUCUUCAUCGAUGCAUUUCCAGCAAUUGCUUGCUACUAUUGCGGGUGCUUGAUCUUGAAAAUGUAUUCAGACCUAACUUACCAGGGGCACUAGGUAAUCUAACUCGAUUGAGGUACCUUGGCUUGAGAUCAACCUUCUUAGAUAUGCUUCCAUCUUUUAUAAAGAAGUUGGAGAAUCUUCAAGUACUGGAUCUGAAGCAUACCAACAUUAUCACUCUUCCUAGUUCAAUCUGGAACAUGCAACCGAUUCGAAGAUUGUACUUGAAUGAGAGAUGCCAUUGUCAGUCUGUGCCUCAACCUAGGGUCGGAUCUUUUUCAACCCUCCAGGUCCUUGUUGGACUAUUUGUAGAUGAAGAGGCUCCAGUGAAGGAUGGCCUAGACCGGUUCGUCAAUCUUCAAAAAUUGGGAUUAAAAUGUCGCUUAUUGUCAUCUCAACAGGAGGCAAUGGCUGAAUGGGUUCUGAAGUCUAAGCAUCUUCGGUCUUUAAGCCUCAAGUCCAUUGAUGAACAGAAUCAAGUUGGGGAUCUAGACUUGAAGCCCUUGACAGGCCAUGUCAGUCUCUCUUGUCUUUAUUUGCUUGGGAGGUUAAAGAAUCCAUCUAUUGUGUCUGAGUUCCCACACGGCCUCAUAGACCUUACCUUAUCAGGGUCAGAGCUUAAAGAAGACCCAAUGGAAACAUUAGACAAGCUUCCCAACCUAAAAAUUCUUAGCUUGUUGGCCAAAUCUUAUACAGGAAACAACAUGCGUUGCUCUUUAGGAGGCUUUUCUCAGCUUCGAGUUCUGAAACUAUGGAUACUAGAGCAACUGGAGGAAUGGAAUGUAGAGGAAGGAGCGCUGCAAGCUCUCCGAGCUCUAGAUAUUAGGGGCUGCAUGAGGUUGAAGAUGCUUCCUGAAGCAUUGCAUCACAGAGCUCUUUUGCAAGUGAAGUUAACAGAUAUGCCCACUGAUUUUGCUUAGCAGACCUCCAGCUUUGUGCUUUGCUAUUGGAGGUAAUACCCAGCAAUUCUGGGAGGUGAUUCAUAACCUACAAUAAUGGAGUUCCCCGCAUCCCUUCUGCUUGCUCUAUUGUUCUUACGAUUCAUGCUAAUUUUCUUGUAUUCUUCACCUUCUAAAUGCUCUAUGGUUUUUUAUUAUUGGAUUGUCAUGUAUUCAAUGAAUUUCUGCGUGUGAUAUCUAGUGGUUUGUUUAAUGAUUGUAUCUGGACUGAAUGGAGUAACCAUUUGAAUAAUGGGCAAAGCUUGUGAGCAUCCAAACAGGGGAGGAUGGGCUGUGGGCAGAGCUUGUUAUGCAUUUUAUACAAUUCUCUUCUUUGAUCA